UUGUCUACAGAUAAGCAAUGAACAUAAUGUUGGCAUGCUUCCUAUGUCUUUCGUUCCUCCUGUCAUCUUCUCUUGCCAUUCGGACUUUAAAGGACGGACCCAAGAUUGAUAAAGAUGGGAGGCAGUACAAGUCGCCCGCCGUCAUCGUUGAGAUUGACGACACAAGCGAAAUCCUACGCGGGCUCACGCCUCUCGUGCAAGUGACGUGCACGCCGAAGUCCAUGAUCAUACAGGUGAAGGCUGACAUGCACGGGACGAGACAUUUUGUGUCUCCUGGGGAGAUUUUCCUGGGGGGUGCUGAGUAUUCAGGCCUCAGACAGUGCCAGGCCCUCCCUGUUGGUGAGUCUGAGCAGGUCAUCAAGGCUGGACUCCAACACUGCGGCACCGAGCUAUCAAUAUCAGACGACUCUGUGAUCUACUCAAACCGGCUGACCUUCUUGCCUGCUCCCCGUCAUCAUGGCAUCACAAGGAAGACCAAAACUGUUGUUCCUGUUUCCUGUCACUACAAAAGGACACACAUUGUGAGCAGUCAGCCUCAGAUUCCCGCCAUGCCUGCCAAGACUCCAUCAGAGACCUCGACCUUCUCGCUGAGGCUCAUGUCCGAUGACUGGACAAGACUAAGGCUGUCCAAUGUCUUCUAUUUCGGAGACAAGGUCAACGUGGAGGCGUCCUACACCAGUCGUGGUCCAGAAGCAAGACGGUUCUUCAUUGACAGCUGUGUAGCAACUCUGAACCCAGAUCCAACAUCAGUGCCCCGAUACUUCCUCAUUGAAAACAAUGGGUGUCUGACAGACUCAAAACAGCGUGGCUCAAAAGCUCGCUUCCUGGCCCGAACAAGAGCGGAUGUUCUCCAGCUGCAGCUCGACGCUUUCCUGUUUCAGCGUUAUGAAAGGAACACUCUCUUUCUCACGUGCCAGUUGAAAGCCACCUCUGAAAUGUGGAGCCGCAGCCCUGUCAACAAGGCUUGCACUUAUGUGCAUUCAAGAUGGGAAAAUGUGGACGGCAGCGCUGACGUGUGCCGUUGCUGUGACAGCACCUGCAAGAAAAACUCCCAUCGACGUCUGAAGCCAGAUGGUACCACGAUGUGUGAAGUCAUCGUUCUAGGCCCUCUUGUGAUUCUUCCCAACAUGUAGGCGAACAACAAAGUGUUAAAUACAAGGAAUGGUCUUUUUACAUCUAUCUGUUUGGUUUUAUUUUAUCAUGAGGUGAUAGAAUCCAGGACAGCGCGGUGGGGUCUUGGUUUGCACGGCUGGUGUGAAUGUUUGUUUAUGGUCCCUGUGAUUGGCUGGCGACCAUUCCAGGGUGUACCCUGCCUCAACCGCUAGUCAGCUUGCCCAUCAGAUGGGAACAACCGUAGCCUCCAAACUCCAGUAAUGUAGGGUGGCAGUGAACUCGACUCAUUCACAGCAGCAGUUUGGCAAAGAGUGAACAAUUGGGAAAAAUAGGCUUCAACUGUUUAAAGGCAUGUCCAGUUGAAGUUUAGGCAAACUAAACGCAACAGAAUACACGUUGCUUUAGGAAAUUCCACUUAAUGCUAACAAACAAUGCAGAACACCAUAGAUGGGCUAUCCUCACUAACAAAUGGCGCCGGUGUUAUAACGUGACAGAUAUUGGAGUGUGGUUAAUUUCUUUCGCCUGUGCUUCCGAGUCGGAGAUCACCCGGGAGAACUCCGACUUCCGUCUGGCAUGGAAUGAAUGAAGACUUCGAGACACUUGGCGUUUGGGCUAAUUCGAUUUAUUGAACAAGCCUUAGUGUCAUAGCAGCUGCUUACAUUUCCAGAACGGCGAAAAAGGCCCCCAAAACUAAAUCUCAGUUUAUCAAGGUUCUAAUUGUCUGGGCGCUGUAUUAGCCCCCUCCCUGGUUGCAUCCGGAAGGAUGGUGCUCCUCAUAACCAUAUUUGGAAUCUCACUCGCCAGCUGGUGUCUCUUCGUCUGGUCAAUGUUUCUCCCCUGGGUCCUUUGUUGCGAUAAUGAAAAACAGUUCUCUUUGAAGAUCUGGCCCGGUUGUAAACCCCAGACAGGUUUCUGUUAGGGGGGGGCAGGACAACCCCCAUAUACAUGUAACUGGUUAAAGGAUGUCCUUUGAUGUAGAAGUACAAAGAAAAUAUAGUUGGUGUGAAGACAAGUCUCCAACCAUUUGUCCUUCCCAAAGGAACUCUGAUUGUGUUACUAUUAAAAUAUACUACAGGAGCAUAAAUGGUUAAGCACCACAUGUAGACAGACAUAAGAGGAUUACGUUCUUCUCCCUGAAAAACUAGUUCUGCUUACUGAGGAUGACCUUGAAGUACAUUUCAAUCUGUUUGUGAAGGCAGAAAUUGAUGUCAUUGGAUUGUGCAAGCGAACUUCAUAUUGUGACCAGUCAGUCAGUGAAUAUCUGCUGCUGAUUAAAAUUGCAUAAACUACUUUUGAUUAAGUAUUUGAUAUUGGUAGAUGAAUUUUUUUUUAAAUUUUUUUUACAUUGACAGUUUAUUUCUGACUUAUUUUUCUCUUUAUUUGGCAGACAUUUUAAGUUCCUCUGUUGAGUUGGUGUGCGAUUCUACAUUUGUUUGCUACUCAGUCUACAGUAUAUUAUUAUUUUAGACCAGUUUCCCAAGUUCUAUUGAGCAAAGGUAUAUUUUACUUUAGAUAAAUUGCAUGGCACACCACCAAAUGAAAAUGUCACAAAAAAUAUAUAUAUUUUUUUUUUCUUCUUCUUCCCUUCUGGUGGAACGACUGGUUAGCACAUCUGCCUCACAGUUCUGAGGACCGGGGUUCAAAUCCCGGCCCCGCCUGUGUGGAGUUUGCAUGUUCUCUCAGUGUAUGCGUGGGUUUUCUCCGGGCACUCCGGUUUCCUCCCACAUCCCAAAAACAUGCGGGGUAGGUUAAUUGAAGACUCUAAAUUGCCCGCAAGUGUGAAUGUGUGCGCGAAUGGUUGUUUGUCUCUAUGUGCCCUGCGAUUGGCUGGCGACCAGUUCAGGGUAGACCCCACCUCUUGCCCGAUUAUAGCUGGGAUAGCCUCAACAUGCCUGCGACCCUUGUGAGGAUAAAGCGGUACGGAAGAUGGAUUAAAAAUGUGUAUAUAUAUAUAUAUAUAUAUUCAUUCAUUCUAAUUUCGUCUAUUCAUUCUGCCCUAUGAAUGGCUGCAGGUGGAUGCACUGCUUAAUUGCACACACUUCCACUAGAUAGCAGAAUAUACAAAUUGUACUUUCUGCCAUCUAAUAAUUUUGACGAAUUAAG
This is a messenger RNA of Phycodurus eques (leafy seadragon), 3216 nucleotides long. Its product is annotated as zona pellucida sperm-binding protein 3-like. NCBI's taxonomy places the organism in Eukaryota, Metazoa, Chordata, Actinopteri, Syngnathiformes, Syngnathidae. Gene Ontology annotation, cellular component: extracellular matrix. The record is from RefSeq and is a predicted model, not a curated record. The coding region runs from base 18 to 1133 and encodes 371 amino acids. The transcript has 8 exons. Gene Ontology annotation, biological process: egg coat formation; positive regulation of acrosome reaction; binding of sperm to zona pellucida. Gene Ontology annotation, molecular function: acrosin binding.